This is a messenger RNA of Pelecanus crispus (Dalmatian pelican), 558 nucleotides long. NCBI's taxonomy places the organism in Eukaryota, Metazoa, Chordata, Aves, Pelecaniformes, Pelecanidae. The record is from RefSeq and is a predicted model, not a curated record.
GACCAGCAGGACGUAACCAGCAACUUCCUGGGUGCCAUGUGGCUCAUCUCCAUCACCUUUCUCUCCAUUGGCUAUGGCGACAUGGUCCCGCACACCUACUGCGGGAAGGGUGUCUGCCUGCUCACCGGCAUCAUGGGUGCUGGCUGCACGGCACUGGUGGUGGCCGUGGUGGCCAGGAAGCUAGAGCUCACCAAAGCCGAGAAACACGUCCACAACUUCAUGAUGGACACGCAGCUGACGAAGCGGAUCAAGAACGCGGCGGCCAAUGUCCUGCGGGAAACGUGGCUCAUCUAUAAGCACACCAAGCUGCUGAAGAAGAUCGACCAUGCCAAAGUCAGGAAGCAUCAGAGGAAGUUCCUACAAGCCAUUCACCAGUUGCGGAGUGUGAAGAUGGAGCAGAGGAAGUUAAGCGACCAAGCCAACACCCUGGUCGACCUCUCGAAGAUGCAGAACGUGAUGUACGACCUCAUAACCGAGCUCAAUGACCGCAGCGAGGACCUGGAGAAGCAGAUCGGCAGCCUGGAGUCCAAGCUGGAGCAGCUCAGCGCUAGCUUCAAC